Messenger RNA from Sardina pilchardus (European sardine), 758 nucleotides. It is a transcript of the gene pfdn2, whose product is annotated as prefoldin subunit 2. Gene Ontology annotation, biological process: protein folding. The transcript is spliced from 3 exons. Gene Ontology annotation, cellular component: prefoldin complex; cytoplasm. NCBI's taxonomy places the organism in Eukaryota, Metazoa, Chordata, Actinopteri, Clupeiformes, Clupeidae. Gene Ontology annotation, molecular function: protein folding chaperone. The record is from RefSeq and is a predicted model, not a curated record. Bases 101 to 583 code for a protein of 160 amino acids.
CAAAGGUCUGUGUGUUGAUGUUUUGAGCAGGCGAUCUGUGAAGACAGUCAAGGAAAUAUCCUUAGGUCCUCAUCCUCACGCAAGACGAGAUUAUUCCAAGAUGGCAGCCAACAGCAGUAGCACGGGUAGUAAAAGCGUUGCUGGUGGUGGUAAACAGUCUGGACCAUCGGCUGAGCAGGUGGUGGCCACCUUCCAAAGGAUGCGCCAGGAGCAGCGUAGCAUGGCCUCCAAAGCCGCAGAGUUCGAGAUGGAGAUCAACGAGCACAGUCUGGUGAUUGACACGCUGAAGGACGUCGACCCGUCCAGAAAGUGCUUCAGGCUCAUGGGUGGCGUUCUGGUGGAGCGCACGGUCAAAGAGGUGCUUCCUGCGCUGGAGAACAACAAAGAGCAGAUUGGCAAGCUCUUGGAAGUGCUCAACCAGCAAAUGCAGACCAAAGGGCGGGAUCUGACGGAAUACCGGGAGCGCUACAACAUCCGAUUGGUGGGUGAAGAGGAAAAGGGUAAACCGUCGGCUGGCUCAUCCAAUAAGGAGGCUGGAGAUGGGGGCAGUUCUAAACCCAGCACAGGGGUGCUGGUGUCAUAAUGGACUUGGAAUACACCAAUGUGACCUCCUGGACACAUAACAGGAAGUGUAGCCAGAUGCUUGCCUGGCGAUGGCAAGGCGUGGUCUUGGAAGGCCAGGAUGUGCUGUGAUAUGCAAGUGGUGUUUGGGGUGUUUCAUCAUUGCAAGCAAUUGCUUUGAGUUGUUCCCUCUUCUU